Daucus carota subsp. sativus is the source of this 1361-nucleotide messenger RNA. RefSeq names its product GTP-binding protein At2g22870. Bases 54 to 926 code for a protein of 290 amino acids. The transcript is spliced from 5 exons. Gene Ontology annotation, molecular function: GTP binding. The record is from RefSeq and is a predicted model, not a curated record. Lineage: Eukaryota; Viridiplantae; Streptophyta; Magnoliopsida; Apiales; Apiaceae.
CUGAGCGGUGCAAAACUUAAAUUAUUUUCAUCUGGGUAAAGCAAAACACGAAAAUGCUCGCAGCAGUUCGUAUUCGCCUCUCAUGUCUCCACCUCCCCACACCACCGUCUCCUCCAAAGCCCUCCCUAUCUUUCCCCUUCUCCACCACCCCUCAAACCCGCUUACCCCACCACAUCUCCGCCACUCCAAAGCCCACUCUCCCCAAGCCCAGCCAACCCACUCUUUUCAUUCCACCUGGGCUUGACCCAGAUGAGGUCACUGACCAAAUGAUACUCCCUGGUUCUAACAUUGUGGUGGGCCCCUAUGCUGGUGACUCCAAGAUUAAACAAGUUGAGUUUGUGGGGAGUAGUGUCAGGCCUAAGGACUGUCCCAAAGAUGAGCGUCCUGAAUUUGCUAUGCUUGGUCGCUCUAAUGUUGGCAAGUCUUCUCUCAUUAAUACUCUUGUAAGAAAGAAAGAAGUAGCUCUCACUUCUAAGAAACCAGGGAAGACUCAGCUAAUUAAUCAUUUCUUGGUGAAUAAGAGUUGGUAUCUUGUGGAUUUGCCUGGUUACGGUUUUGCAAAUGCACCAGAGUCUGCUAGAAUGGACUGGUCUUCAUUCACCAAAGGUUACUUUUUGAAUAGAGAAACUUUGGUUGCAGUUCUACUACUAGUAGAUGCUAGUGUACCGCCACAGAAGAUUGACCUUGACUGUGCUAAUUGGCUUGGACGAAACAAUAUAGCAAUGACAUUGGUCUUUACGAAAUGUGACAAAAUGAAGGGUGGAAAAGGAAAAAGACCUGAUGAGAACAUCAAGAGUUUUCAGGAGCUGAUCAGUCGGAAUUACAAGAUACAUCCUCCUUGGAUCAUGACCAGUAGUUCCACUGGUUUGGGUAGGGAUGAUCUUCUUCUGCAUAUGUCUCAGCUCAGAAACUACUGGGAUAACUAAAAACCUUACCAUUGUCUCUUGCAAAUUCAGUUCCUUUAAACAGUGGCUGGAUGUAGACACUUUGCACCAUCAUAUAUCUUUGUGCAGCAGAUCCAGGCCUCCAGCUGCUUGCUUUGCCCUGAACUUCCCCCUCAGAUAUAGUUACGCCCCCAAAGGCUCCAAUAUUAACAGUGAAAAGUGCCCGUAUAUAUGAGAAGUAAAAGCUGGGAGUUCUUGGGCAUAAUAUGAACUAGUCCAUUUAAAGCAUAUAUUCGUUCAUAUUGUUGAAAUAUUUUCACUGCUGUGAUCAAUAUAAGAAGAUGAAGAAUGCUUAUUAUCAUUUUGUGGAAGCUUCUUUAACUUUUUUUACAGAUGAAGAAAAAAUGUAUAUAUACUAUGAAUAUAUGCUAGAAGUUCAUCUAGCAGUAGUAGUUGAAUUAAAAUUCCCUGCAAGUA